Molecule: messenger RNA, 2052 nt
Organism: Pelodiscus sinensis (Chinese soft-shelled turtle)
Lineage: Eukaryota; Metazoa; Chordata; Testudines; Trionychidae
Gene: UBXN1
Product: UBX domain protein 1
Biological process (GO): negative regulation of protein ubiquitination; negative regulation of protein K48-linked deubiquitination; negative regulation of proteasomal ubiquitin-dependent protein catabolic process
Cellular component (GO): cytoplasm; nucleus
Molecular function (GO): K48-linked polyubiquitin modification-dependent protein binding
Source: RefSeq, a predicted model, not a curated record
GGAGCCAUUUGUCCCUGAGCGGCUGCCGUCUGCCGAACCCUCACAUGACCAAACACAGCGGCCGCGUGAGUCUCGCUGCUUCCGGUGCUGGGGCCCCAGGGAGGAGUCGGACCCGAGAGGUAGCAGGGUCCAGAACAGCACAUCAUGGAGUGCACAGCACUGGAGAGUCUCAUCGAGAUGGGCUUCCCCCACAAUAGAGCAGAGAAGGCGCUGGCGCUGACCGGGAACCAAGGCAUCGAGCAGGCCAUGGACUGGCUCAUGGAGCACGAGAACGAUCCAGACUUGGAUGAGCCAUACGUGGCUCCCCAGGGCCAUGUCUUGGGCACAGAGGAGCCCCCUGAGGGAAGCACCCCUGAGACCAUGGAAGCCACAGCAGAUCUCAUGGCGGAGGAAGGUGACAAGCACCCCCUGACUGAGGAGGAGAAGAGGGAACAGACCAAGCGAAUGAUGGAACUGAUCGCACAGAAGCAGCGGGAGCGGGAGGAGCGGGAGAAGCGGGAGACCAUUGAGCGGGAGAAGCAGCGGCGCAAGCAGGGCCAGGAGCUCUCCAUGAUCCGCCAGAAGCUGCAGGAGGACGAGAUGAAGAAGAUGGCAGAGGAGAGGCGCAGGGAGAAGAUGGAGGAGAAGCUGGCCAAGCAGCGGGUGCGUGAGAAGAUUGAGCGGGACAAAGCAGAGCGAGCCAAGAAGUUUGGAGGUAGCAGCAGCUCUCAGGCCCCAGCUGAACCAGUGCAAGUGACGCUGGUGCCCUCAUCACCCAGCCAGGAACCGCCCACAAAGAGAGAGUACGACCAAUGUCGAAUACAGGUGAGGCUGCUGGACGGGACGUCGCUCACGCAAACGUUCAAGGCCAAGGAACAGCUGGCAGCUGUGCGCAAGGAUGGCCAGGAGCCCUUCCACCUCCUCACCAGCUUCCCUCGCCGCAUCUUCACCGAUGAGGACAUGGAGAAGCCCUUGCAGGAGCUGGGUUUGGUGCCUUCGGCCGUUCUCAUCGUGGCCAAGAAGUGUAACAGCUGAAGGACGCCCUGGCUCAUGCGUGCUGUGACCGGAGCUCCCUCCCCACCCCGGCCCUCAAUUCCUAUGCUUCCCUCUGCCUCCCUCACAAUGUGGUUUUGCCCCUCCCCCUGCCCGUCUGAGCCCAGAGAAGUGACUGACCAUUUUGCUUCCUCAGGACUGGAUCCCAGCAGAACAGCUGGUGGGGGGGGAUGAGGGGCAUGUGUCCACCCCCUGGGGGUGUGCCACAGUGCGAGCCGCAGCACUAGGGACACUAAUAAACAUCAUCUGUUCUGCUGCUGCCACCCAUUAUUCCCCCAUGCUGCUACUGGUGGGAAGGAGGCCCCAGCUUAGCUGGAGUGGGCAGCCAGCAGGCUGGACACUGGAACAGAAUCCUGCCCCCAGCCAAGAAAGGGCCCCACCAUAGAUUCAUAAUCCAAACUUCAUAGGUUUGUUGGGACAGAAGCCUUCUCUGGGCAGUAUCUGGCACAAGUAGUGGAGACAGGCCCCCAUCAUCGCAGGAGAUGCCCCCCCAGCCAAGCGUGGGGUCUGUCAUGGUUGAGGCUGGGAGGGCACACGAGCAGGCAGAGGGGAAAGGCCUGGCUGUGUCCAUGUGGGGGAGAUGAUCUGCCCUAGGCAACCUGUGGGGAGAGACAGUGCUCUCUCUACCCCUGCAAUGUGAGCUUAUCCUAUCCCAGGUGCUCAAUGGAGGCAUUAUGGGGAAGGGUUGGUGCACAGAGAAGUCAGAGCCCUGCCAGGCUCUGUAGCAGAUGCACUUCCCUUGCUCCUAGGGGGAUAGGUAGUGCAGGAUGGGGGGGGGGAGGGACUUGCUGGUGAGAUGUGACACCCAUUUCUGGCCAUUGGUCAGUAAAGUGUCCCUGUAGGCCUGGGGCACAGUGCUGUGUGGGUGAGGAAAUGGAAAACAGCUUGAGCUAGGAAGAUCCAGUCCCCCUGAGCCUGAGAAAAUGAGGCUGUAUCUACAUUGGCAUGAUUUUGCGCAAAAGCAUGCUGCCUGUCUACACUGGCGGGGAGUUCUUGCACAAGAACACUGACGUUCUAAUG